Messenger RNA from Solanum dulcamara, 1585 nucleotides. RefSeq lists its product as uncharacterized. The coding region runs from base 250 to 1365 and encodes 371 amino acids. The transcript is spliced from 5 exons. Lineage: Eukaryota; Viridiplantae; Streptophyta; Magnoliopsida; Solanales; Solanaceae. The record is from RefSeq and is a predicted model, not a curated record.
GUACGCAUGCACAUGUGGCCAUACUGUAAUGAACAGUAUACAUCACAGCUGGGUCACUCCUUUCACUUUUCUUCAUAAUUUUAUCUCUUCUUCCCUUCCCUGCCCUGUCCCCUCUGCAAAAAGCCCCCCCACUCUCUCAGAGACACACAUCAAACACUUUGCCAUCUUCUACACCAAAGCUGCUCAACAAAUGUUUGAUUCCAUUUAAAACACAAUACUAACUUCUUUUACCAUUUUUUCAUUGCAAAAAUGGGUGGGGUAACCUCGUCCAUGGCGGCGAAGUUGGCUUUCUUCCCGCCGAAUCCACCUUCCUACAGGGUUGUUACUGAUCAAAUUACUGGUUUGUUGCUGCUUGAUACUUUUCCUCACCGUGAAAACGUUGACGUUUUGAAGCUCCCUACUCGCCGGGGAACGGAGAUCGUCGCAAUUUACAUUCGCUACCCUAUGGCUACUUCCACUUUACUUUACUCUCACGGUAACGCUGCUGAUAUUGGUCAGAUGUAUGAGCUUUUCAUCCAGCUUAGUAUCCACCUUAAAGUCAAUCUCAUGGGGUAUGACUACUCUGGCUAUGGACAGUCAUCUGGCAAGCCAAGUGAGCAGAACACUUACGCAGAUAUUGAAGCUGCAUACAAGUGUCUUGAAGAGAGCUAUGGCGCAAAGCAGGAAGAUAUAAUCCUUUAUGGACAAUCUGUUGGAAGUGGUCCCACUGCGGACCUUGCUGCUCGUUUGCCUCGACUUAGAGCAGUUAUUUUGCAUAGUCCAAUCCUGUCAGGCUUAAGGGUCAUGUAUCCUGUCAAACGCACAUAUUGGUUUGACAUCUAUAAGAACAUUGACAAGAUCCCAUUGGUUAAAUGUCCUGUCCUGAUCAUUCAUGGCACCUCUGAUGAAGUUGUUGACUGCUCUCAUGGGAAACAGCUAUGGGAGCUUUGCCAGGAAAAAUAUGAACCAUUAUGGCUCAAAGGGGGAACACAUUGCGACUUAGAACUAUACCCCGAAUACAUUAGACAUCUGAAGAAGUUUGUAUCUACAGUUGAAAAACCACCUUCUCAGAGAAUCUUAUCAAGAAAAAGUGUAGAUAGGCCUGAACAAUCACGGAAGAGUACAGACUGUUAUGAAGGUCCAAGGAAAAGCACUGAUCGGAGAGAGAAACCAAGAAAAAGCACUGACAAGCCGGAAAAAUUGAAAAACUACGAGUACAAGUAUGCCAAUGAUGAUAAGCUUUCGAAGUUAAGGAUGCCUUUUGAUCAAGUAGAGAGGUCUAGGAGGAGCGUGGAGUUUUUUGAGAAGCCUCGAAGAAGCAUCGACCAGCAAAUGGAAAAAGCACGAAAAAGUGUGGACUGGCUAGAUAGAAUAAGAGCUGGUUGAUCUUUUCAAUGAUAUUGUAAAUUUCAUGUUCAAGUCAAUUGUGGGGGAGUAUAAUAGUGCAACAACUUAACAAUUAAUUUAUGGAUAUUGGGUGUGAUUUAGUUAAUGUUCAACGGAGCAUAUCUUCUUCUUUUUUUCUUUGUGCUUCUUUCUGUUGUGAAAAGAACAAAUGAGAAAUAUAGCUUGGCAUCUCAUUACAGUUCUGAGUUUGAUCAAGCCA